Molecule: messenger RNA, 630 nt
Organism: Cercopithifilaria johnstoni
Lineage: Eukaryota; Metazoa; Nematoda; Chromadorea; Rhabditida; Onchocercidae
Source: the annotation of a GenBank genome assembly
AUGUCAACGCAGGAAAAACAACAAGAAUCCGGAAAUAAUGCUGAUAAGUGCUAUAAAUGUGGUGAAAGUAUAAAUGAUGAGCCUGGUUGUACAGCUUUAGGUCAAGCGUUUCAUAUGAAAUGUUUCACUUGCAAGGAAUGUAACAAAGAACUUGGUGGCUCAUUUUACAAUGUUGGCGGUCAACCGCUUUGUGAGGAUGAUUAUGUGAAAACGUUAGAACAAUGCACUAAUUGCGAUAAACCAAUUAAGAGGGGAAAAAUGUUACGUGCAAGAGGUUCUUCAUAUCAUGCGGAAUGUUUCGUAUGUACCGUUUGUAACAAAUGCUUGGAUGAUGUUCCGUUUUCCGCUGAUUCAGCUAAUAACAUACAUUGUGUUAAGUGUUUCCAUGAGAAAUCUACACCUCGAUGUUCAAUAUGUUCGAAGCAAUUUAUGCCCGAUAAAGAUGAUGAAGAAUCCGAUCGAAUUGUUGCAAUGGCUAAAAAUUUUCAUGUUAAUUGCUAUCGAUGUGAAGAUUGUCACGUACAACUAAAUUCUGAAAUUGAAGGACAAGGAUGUUAUCCAUUGGAUGAACAUUUGUAUUGCAAAAAUUGUAACAGUAAACGAUUAAAGGCAUUAUCGAAAGAAUCGUAA